Messenger RNA from Clarias gariepinus (North African catfish), 2837 nucleotides. Its product is annotated as signal peptide, CUB and EGF-like domain-containing protein 2. NCBI's taxonomy places the organism in Eukaryota, Metazoa, Chordata, Actinopteri, Siluriformes, Clariidae. The record is from RefSeq and is a predicted model, not a curated record. The transcript has a single exon. Bases 652 to 1656 code for a protein of 334 amino acids. Gene Ontology annotation, molecular function: calcium ion binding.
ACACUAGCCAAAACCUCACGCAAUAUUCACAUAAAACAUUAGUGGCUGAGGAUAAAGUGAUUCAACAGACUCCGUCCACAGUACAGCAGAGGGGAGCACAGGAAGCAGAUCCAGGUUUAGCCCUUUGCCUCCUAGUCAGGGGUCCACAGUCCCCCAUGAAGUGGUUGGAUAUCCAGUUUAAACUUUUCUUGCAGUUCUAGUAUAUUCUUCCUCACUAUUGAAUUAAACACUUAAUGUAAAAGGUAUACUGACCACAAAGUGUAGCGUUUUAUAGGAAAUAAAGUCAUUUUAAGUUAAAUUCAGCAGACAUGUUAAUUGGAGGGCAUAAGUUAUUAUGGAUAAUUCUAUACUUAUACAUUUAAUUCAUCAAACGUAUAGGGCCUAUAAGCUACAUUUUCGGUUGAAUGAAAAAACCUAUGUAAAAUGUUGUGUCUGUUAUCUAGAAUCUGAAUGCCUGGGCAGUGGCUAAUGAAGAGUGACUGUAUUCCACUAAGGAAAGGCUGAGGCAGAAAUUACACAAAAAACAUCUAGGAGGGGUUUCCUUCCUGUUUCAAACAUUCCUUUAGGCACUAGAGUGCUUAAGGUUUUGCAUCCCAGCAUUUUGGCUCACACAUGAAAUCAGAUCCUAUAGAGUAAACAGUGACCUGGAGAAUGGAUUCUUACAGAUUACUUAUCUUGUUCAUCAUUUUAGUCUCCUUCCAAGUUGGACAUACACUACGCUGUGCAUGCAAAGAAGAUUUAAGAACUUGCACAAGUAUUCAUACCAUGCAAGCCAACUUUAAAACCGCCAAGAAGAUCUGCAUGGAAAAUGGAGGUAAAUUAUUAAUGUCAUCCAGUAUAGAUAUGGACAGUUUUCUUUUCAACAAAACAGGAAACUUCUGGAUUGGUGAAGAAGGUGAUUGUUUGGGCAGCAGCAGAAAAUCUCGAAGUAAUAAUGUGACACUGAACAGAGGAGGGGACGAUACGGGGUGUUCCUCUCUGUGCAUGUCAGUUUCUAGCAACGGGAACUUAACUGAGCGCUCGUGUGUGGAAGAGGCUGACGGCUUUUUGUGUGCCGGGAUUCAGUGGGAAACCUGCUGGGAGCUAAUCACAGUUGAAGUGCAAAUUCUGAAUAAGAAAGUUUGUAGACGUGAUACAUGUGAACAUAAUUGUAAAAAUGUUCCUGGAGGCCAUAUGUGUUCCUGCGAUCCGAAGUUUAGGCCAAGCCGGAAAGAACCUAAACGUUGUGAGUACUUCUGUGAUUCUUCCCCAUGCUUGAGGCUGUGCCCCACGUGUGACUGUCCUAAUGGCUUCAUCAAUGACGAAAAACAAUGUGCAGAUAUAGACGAGUGCAAUUCAAAUCACAACAACUGUGGACAAAAAUGCAAAAACUUGAUUGGACAUUACAAGUGCUCUUGCAAUGAAGGGUUCAUGUUGGUAAACAAAUCUCAAUGUCUUCCUAUUAUAAAACCUACUCCAUUAGCUGCAGCAUUUGUUACUGCACCCGUAAAUUACACAUUAAAUCAUGCAGCUUUUCUGACUUCAGGAGGGUAUAUUGGUUUUACACUGUUUAUCAUGCUGAUUAUAUCUGCUUUGAUUGGACUUCUGUAUUAUUUAAGAAAAAGAAAAUUAGGUGUACUUUUUAAAAAUAGCAAUGCUCCAGAAGUAGAGUUGUGAAACUUCUUUUCUCGUUCAUGCCUAGUAAUAACUUCUUACUGUAAGUGACAUUGUUUCAUUUUCAAUUUGUUUGUUAAUUUACAUAACAUUUGGAAAUACUGUUAUUAAUUUCUUACACUUAUGAGCUCAUAUUAUCCAUGAAUAAAAUGAUGGUCAUCUUAAACCUAUUUACAAAUAAAUUACAGAUUUUUGCAGUUACAUCAAAAAAUGUGUUGGAAUGUUUAUGUCAUAUUGAAAUGACGAAUGAUGGAUAAUGCUGUAUACCAAAGUACCCAGACACCUUAUAGUAUUUGAAUAACAGUAAAGGAUACUUUACUGAGCAAUAAAGUAAACCAUGAAAUAACUACUUACAUAAUAUUUGAUAUUAUGUACUUAAUGUAAUACAAAUUACAAAUACUUUAAAACAGGGAAAAUUUAGGACGUUUACUCUGUUGUGGUUUAAUAAUUUGUAUACAUUUAGUUCAGACCAAACAAUCAGAUUAAACAAGAGGCAUUGAACAAUAACACCACUAUGUAUUAGUCCACAUCCCAGGUGUUCUACUAUUGUUAUAAACACUAACUAUCUGUUGCAGCACAGGUGAAUGUAGGUCUGUAUGGUCCAUCAUACUGAGGAGAGAGCAACUGCCAAAAAACACAUUUAAAACCAGAAGCACUUUCAGCAGGAAAAUACAUUUGAUAUGUCAUAAAAAAAAUAAAAUAAAGCUAAGUAACUCCUAACAAAAGGCUGAGAUCCAAAUCACUCUCCAAAGCCUGAUCAAGGAUGUAUGGAUGGAUUGUAUACCCUAGUGCACCAGCUUUCCAUGUAACACCAUUUGGGAUUCAACCCUGGAACCUCGAGGUUAAAGGAGCUGAUUUUCUCAAAAGGGAUAAAUUGAAACAUGAUGAAAAACUUAUUUAUAGUAUUGUCUAAUACCUGCAUGUUUCCUUCUCUCCUAUAGUUCCAGUAAGAACCUGUUAAUUACAUUAACUGUUGCCCAACAGCUCCGCCAGUGUUGGCAGAGCAAAAUAACUGCUUAAAUAAAAAAACAAAUCAUAAUCUGUUGAUAAUUAAUGGUGUUUGCAGAAUCAUUGUAAAAAAAUUCAAUAUAAUAAUAAAGUGCUGUGUUGCUGGAUAUAGCAUGGCUGUGAUGCCUUCGGCAUAGAUCACUUCGGAUCAAUUCGCUUUCUUUUAAACUGUAAAA